This is a messenger RNA of Didymosphaeria variabile, 594 nucleotides long. RefSeq lists its product as uncharacterized. Gene Ontology annotation, biological process: secondary metabolite biosynthetic process. NCBI's taxonomy places the organism in Eukaryota, Fungi, Ascomycota, Dothideomycetes, Pleosporales, Didymosphaeriaceae. The transcript is spliced from 2 exons. The record is from RefSeq and is a predicted model, not a curated record. Bases 1 to 594 code for a protein of 197 amino acids. Gene Ontology annotation, molecular function: FAD binding; monooxygenase activity.
AUGGUUCUCUCGCACCCCGAAGACUCAGGCCCUUCUACUUGGAACCAAAGCAACGUGAUCGAAGACAUGAAGCAGCACUUUGAAAGUUGGGAUCCAAGCCUCGUCAAGGUCAUUUCUCUCAUUCGAACGACGCUCAAAUGGCCGCUGCUUUCGGGCAAGCCGCUCCGCAGAUGGCUUUCAACCCGUGGUAAUUUGCUGCUGAUUGGCGAUGCUGCGCAUAGCAUGGUGCCAUACAUGAGCGAAGGCGCAGCAAUGGCUGUAGAGGAUGGUGCCGCGCUUGCAGAAGUGUUAUCACUUGUUGAGUCACCGUCACAAAUUCGCUCAGCACUUGAAGUAUUCGAGCGUCAAAGGAUCCUACGAACCGGCCAGAUGCAGGAAGCUAGUCUUGUGAACGGGAAGCUAUGGCACUUUGCGGACGGGCCUGAACAAGAAGCGCGGGAUGCAGCUAUGAGGUCAGCGAUGGAUGGAGACGUUGGCGAGAGUCCGAAUCAGUUCAGUGACCCUGUGGCGGCACAGUGGACGUAUGGAUACGAUGCGGAAGUUGAGAUUAGAAAAGCGUGGACUAAUGAUCAAGCAGAUAAACCAAAGCUAUAG